Messenger RNA from Myotis brandtii (Brandt's bat), 1685 nucleotides. RefSeq names its product Tu translation elongation factor, mitochondrial (gene TUFM). Gene Ontology annotation, biological process: mitochondrial translational elongation. The record is from RefSeq and is a predicted model, not a curated record. Gene Ontology annotation, cellular component: mitochondrion. The transcript has 10 exons. NCBI's taxonomy places the organism in Eukaryota, Metazoa, Chordata, Mammalia, Chiroptera, Vespertilionidae. Gene Ontology annotation, molecular function: translation elongation factor activity; GTP binding; GTPase activity. Bases 138 to 1496 code for a protein of 452 amino acids.
CUGGUGGCUAGAGGUGCCCGGAUUUGCCCUCUUGGUCCUCACUUCCGCCGGAAGUAACCUCCAGUCGCAAUUGCCCUCUCUGCACGCGCGGGCAUCGGGUACCUCGCACCGGUACUCGGGGCGUGAGUACGACCACAAUGGCCGUCACCACCUUGCUGCGCGCGACGCCCCUCUUCAGCGGUCUCGGCGCCGGCCCGACCCCACUCCUGCAGGGCCUGUUGCGGCCGCUGACGGCCCCGGCACUGACCCUCUUGUGCCGCGGCCUGGCCGUGGAGGCCAAGAAGACCUAUGUGCGGGACAAGCCCCAUGUGAACGUGGGUACCAUCGGCCAUGUGGACCACGGCAAGACCACACUGACCGCGGCCAUCACGAAAAUUUUAGCCGAGGGCGGUGGGGCCAAGUUUAAGAAGUACGAAGAGAUUGACAAUGCCCCGGAGGAGCGAGCCCGCGGUAUCACCAUCAAUGCAGCUCACGUGGAGUAUAGCACUGCUGCCCGCCACUAUGCCCACACAGACUGUCCCGGUCACGCAGAUUACGUUAAGAAUAUGAUCACAGGCACUGCCCCCCUUGACGGCUGCAUCCUGGUGGUGGCAGCCAAUGAUGGCCCCAUGCCCCAGACCCGAGAGCACUUACUACUGGCCAAACAGAUUGGAGUAGAGCAUGUUGUGGUGUAUGUGAACAAGGCAGAUGCUGUCCAGGACUCUGAGAUGGUGGAGCUAGUCGAGCUGGAGAUUCGGGAACUGCUCACAGAGUUUGGCUACAAAGGGGAGGAGACCCCGGUCAUCGUAGGCUCUGCCCUCUGUGCCCUUGAGCAACGUGACCCUGAGUUAGGCCUGAAGUCUGUGCAGAAGCUGCUGGAUGCUGUGGACACUCACAUCCCAGUGCCCACCCGGGACCUAGAGAAGCCUUUCCUGCUGCCUGUAGAGUCAGUUUACUCUAUCCCUGGCCGGGGCACAGUGGUGACAGGUACGCUAGAACGUGGAAUUUUGAAGAAGGGAGAUGAGUGUGAGUUCCUGGGACAUAACAAGAACAUUCGCACUGUGGUAACAGGAAUUGAGAUGUUCCACAAGAGCCUGGAGCGGGCAGAGGCAGGUGAUAAUCUUGGGGCCCUGGUUCGAGGCUUGAAGCGGGAGGACCUGAGACGUGGCCUGGUUAUGGCCAAACCAGGUUCCAUCCAGCCCCACCAGAAGGUGGAGGCACAGGUUUACAUCCUCACCAAAGAGGAAGGUGGCCGCCAUAAGCCCUUUGUAUCACACUUCAUGCCUGUCAUGUUCUCCCUGACUUGGGACAUGUCCUGUCGUAUCAUCUUGCCUCCAGGGAAGGAGCUUGCUAUGCCCGGGGAGGACCUGAAGCUUAGCCUAAUCUUGCGGCAACCAAUGAUCUUAGAAAAAGGCCAGCGUUUUACUCUGCGAGAUGGCAACCGGACCAUUGGCACUGGCCUCGUCACUGACACACCAGCCAUGACUGAGGAGGACAAGAACAUCAAGUGGAGUUGAGUGCGGGCCUCUGCUCAGGCUCUUGUAUGCAGGGCUGUGCUGGCCAGUGUUCUGUUUCUCAUGCCCCCUUCCCAGGGCAUAGGCUGCAACCCAGCAGAGUUGCAACUAGACCAUCACUUCUCCUGGCCAGAAGGGCCACACGGCCUGCCAGGUGAGGUAGGUCAAUAAACUGUUCUGUGAAUAGUAAGC